This is a messenger RNA of Salmo salar (Atlantic salmon), 1527 nucleotides long. The record is from RefSeq and is a predicted model, not a curated record. Lineage: Eukaryota; Metazoa; Chordata; Actinopteri; Salmoniformes; Salmonidae.
CUACCGUACCAGGCAGUGAUGCAACCAGUCAGGAUGCUCUCGAUGUUGCUGAGCAACAGUGUCUCAACUGUACUGAACAAUGGGGAACAGAGUGAACCAGUCUCUACAACCAUCUACACUAUACUUCCUGCUCCAGACCAGCUGACUGUUGACUCAGUGGACACCACAUCAGCUGCUGUUAGCUGGAGCCAGCCACCAGGAUUGGACCAAACGCAACAUCAUUACCAGAUCUCCUACCACUGUCCAGGGACAGAACCACACAUCACUACCACAUCUUCACACAGCAUCACUCUCUCUGACCUUCAAUGUGGCUCUGAAUACUUAGUCACUGUCUGUUCUGGGUUGUACGAUGGGGUACAAAGCCAAAUAGUGUCAAUCACCUUGACCACAAAGGUCCCAGCACCAGGAGACUUGGCUAUAAAGAAGCUGAAAUCUACCUCCCUCUCUGUAAGAUGGACCAAGACUCUCGGACUGGACCAAAACCCUCAGCGCUUCCUCAUAUUUUACUGCAGCCCAAGAACAGAGCCCAUGGCAGCAUACACUGACGACUGUCACAAGACACUCUCUGACCUACGACCUGGUACCCAGUACACCAUCAGUGUCUCAACUGUGCUGAACAAUGGGGAACAGAGUGAACCUGUCUCUACAACCAUCUGCUCUAAACUCCAUGAUGAGGUCCAGAUUGUGCUGGUGGGGAAGACUGGAGCUGGAAAGAGUGCAGCAGGAAACACCACCCUGGGAAGAAAUGCUUUUAAGUCUAAAUGAUCUCCCUCCUAUGUGACAGACUGUAUAACGGUCAAAGGUGAGGUGGAUGGACAAUUGAUCACUGUUAUCGAGAAUCCAGGUGUGUUUCACACCAACUGUACCAAAGGGGAGGCAAUGAUAAAGAUAGAAAAGUGCAUCUUUCUCUCUGUUCCUCGUCCCCAUGUGUUCCUGGUUGUGAUCCAGCUGGGUAGAUUUACACCUGAGUAGAAGGAAAUACUGAAGAUCAUUCAGACAACCUUUGGAGAACGGGCUGCAAAUUACACAAUGGUCCUAUUUACCCAUGGAGAUCGUCUCAAGGGAACGUCAAUUAAAGAAUAUCUGGAUGAUUCUCCAGAUCUUCAACGUUUCAUAAAACAAUGUCAUGGGGGAUAUCAUGUCUUCAACAACAGAGAUCAGAAUCCCUCUCAGGUCACUGAGCUGCUUGAGAAGAUAAACAAGAUGGUGAAAAGAAGUGGAGGAAGCCGCUGCACCACUGAGAUGUUACAAGAGGCUGAGAGAAAGAUUGAAGAAAAGAAACAGGAUCCUGAGAGAGAACAAAGAGAAGAGAUGGAAGAACUGAAGGAACAGCUUGAAGGAGAGCGUCUAAUGGAAGAAGAAGAGGAGCUGAAGGAAAAACAUGAAAGAGAAGCUACAGAGCAAGCGGAAACAUAUGCAUCAUCUUCACGCUGGAUUGGUGCUAUAACUGAAAUAGUUGUUGGACCAGUUGUUGGACGAAAGGUCGAGUCGGUGUUGUCACGUCAUGCCCCCGCCAACCCCCUCCCA